ACAUUAUACCUUCUCAGUCGUCACUUCUCUCCUUACAUUCUAACUAUCAUCAUGGUAAACCUCCCAUCACCAUCAGUCUUACAAGCAAUCGGUACUGGCUUUGCAGGUAUCACCGUCGGUAUGACAGCCUCUUGGCCAUUAGUUUGGUAUUCUGUACUCGACAAGACCUCCAAUAGUAACAAAGUUAAACUACUUCACGAGUCUUACCGUAGAGCCACGCUAUUCAUGCCACCUUCGAUUAUUUUAACAACAGCUAGCUACACUCUAGCAAGAAAGCAUUUCAGUUUACCUGCUGUUCUCAUGUUUUCUUUAAUUCCUUACACAGCAUUCGUCGUUUUCCCCGUAAACAAAAAGCUAUUUGCAAAGGAGAACUACCCAGAGGCAGAUGUUGAUGCUGACUCAACAGUUGACAGCCUCCUCAGUAAAUGGAUGUAUAUUCACUCUGUCAGGGUAUUAUUAGCUGCCUCUAGCACAUUCUUUGGAUUCGUGGAAUUAUUCAAGUUACUCAAAAGCGGUGCAUAUUAGUUUAAUUUCAUAAUCAUAAUACAAAGUAAUUUGUAAGAAUAUCUAUAACAUCCAAUUUAGUUCUCGUGUGAACGAAUGAAUUCCUCAAUCUCACGCCAUUGAGUAUCUUCUAUAUUGUAUGACUCAUGAAUUGACGGAAAUUCUCUAGAUCUGACUGCUUCUGCAUACGCAUCAAGCGCUUCCAUUGUCACCUUACCAACAUUUCCAAAUUCCCUAACAAACUUCGGUUUGAAAGCGUCGAAACUGCCUAACAUAUCCGGUUGAACGAGUACUUGACCAGAAGUGGAAUUACCUGCUCCAAUACCAAUUGUAGGUAUUUGAACCAUCUCAGUUAGGAAUUUACCGAGAUUUGGUGGUAUAGCUUCCAGUAGGAUAGCAAAUGCACCCGCUUUCUCAACUGCUUUCACAUCUUGUACAAUUGAUAAAGCACUCUUGGGAGUUUUGCCUUGUACUCUAAAACCUGAUGUUUGCGUAGCACGCUGUGGUUGUAAGCCAGCGUGCGCGAUAACCGGUACACCCGCAUCAACAACUUUUUCUAUCGUUUUUGCUUGUUUUAAACCUCCUUCUAUUUUAACAGCGUCAACACCACCUUCUUGUACUAAUCUGAGUGCAGCUCUCACUGAUUCUUCGUCACUGACACCGAUUGUACCGAAUGGCAUAUCAGCGACUACGAAUGGUGUGGUAGCUGCACGUGUAACAGCUUUACAGUGAUGUAUCAUUUCAUCAAGGGUUAACUGAGACGUUGAUGAAUAUCCCAAUGCUGUAAAUGCUAGACUAUCACCAACUAGAGCAAUAUCUAUACCAUUUAAAUGAUUGUGGUGAGUUUUCUCAAUCGUCAAUCCAGUUGGAUAAUCAUAGGCUGUUAAUACGGUGAUAGGGU
Messenger RNA from Wallemia mellicola CBS 633.66, 1405 nucleotides. RefSeq lists its product as hypothetical. The transcript has a single exon. Lineage: Eukaryota; Fungi; Basidiomycota; Wallemiomycetes; Wallemiales; Wallemiaceae. The record is from RefSeq and is a predicted model, not a curated record. The coding region runs from base 52 to 525 and encodes 157 amino acids.